Messenger RNA from Choloepus didactylus (southern two-toed sloth), 4190 nucleotides. It is a transcript of the gene CD101, whose product is annotated as CD101 molecule. NCBI's taxonomy places the organism in Eukaryota, Metazoa, Chordata, Mammalia, Pilosa, Megalonychidae. Gene Ontology annotation, molecular function: hydrolase activity, acting on carbon-nitrogen (but not peptide) bonds, in cyclic amides. The record is from RefSeq and is a predicted model, not a curated record.
CAAGAACAUAGCAUUUGUCACCAGCUUCUAAGCAACUUCAGUGACACUACCAGGAAAGGUCUGUACUGGUCCAAAUGGCACGCAUCCCACAUGUGGCAUCUUUCAUCCUCUUUCUGACUAAGCUCAGCAUUGGCCAAAGACAAGUGACGGUUCAGAGAGGACCGCUGUUCAGAGCCGAGGGUUACCCUGUCAGCAUUGGCUGCAAUGUAACUGGCCACCGGGGGCCCUCUGAGCAGGAUUUCCAGUGGUCCAUUUACCUGCCACGGGCCCCAUCACAGGAAGUCCAGAUCGUCAGCACCAAGGAUGACACCUUCUCUUAUGCAUUGUACGCUCCGAGGGUGCAGAGGAAGGAAAUCUAUGUGGAGAGGGUCCGGGGCGAUUCAGUCUUUUUGCACAUCUCAGAGCUCCAGGUGAAGGAUGCGGGCAAGUAUGAGUGUCACACACCAAACACAGAUGGAAAAUACUAUGGGAAUUACAGUGCGAAGACAGAUCUAAUCGUUAUUCCAGAUACCCUCUCUGCCACCAUGAGGUCUCAGACUCUCAGUAAAGAGGAAGGUGAGCCGCUGGAACUUACCUGUGAGGUCUCCAGAGCCACAGCUCAACACACUCACCUCUCUGUCACCUGGUACCUGAUGCAAGACGGAGGAAGAAGCCAAGCCACCGAGAUUAUCUCCCUCUCCAAAGAUUUUACGUUGGUUCCUGGGCCCUCGUACACAGAGAGGUUUGCCGCAGGUGAUGUGAGGCUCGACAAGCUCGGGGCCACUAACUUCAGGCUGUCAGUAGGGAAACUCCAGCCCUCGGAUCAAGGCCAACUGUUCUGUGAGGCAACUGAGUGGAUUCAGGACCCAGAUGAAACCUGGACUCUUAUCGCUAAAAAGCAGACAGAUCAAACGACUCUGGGGGUUCAGCCUGCAGUGACAGAUUUUCAAGUCAACAUUACGGCCGAAAGUACGUUCACCGAAGGGAACCCCUUAGAACUGAUUUGCCUGGUAGUGGGCAGCGGCCGGGACCCACAGCUUCAGGGCAUUUGGUUCUUCAACGGCACUGAAAUUGCCCGCGUUGAUGCCGGUGGAGUCCUGGGCCUGAAGAAAGACUACAAAGAGAGAGCGAGUCAAGGGCAGCUCCAGGUUUCAAAGUUAAGCCCCAAGGCUUUCACGCUCAAGAUCUUCUCUGUGGGCCCGGAGGAUGAAGGAGCCUACAGAUGUGCAGUCACAGAGAUGGAGAGAGCUCAGAGGGGCUCCUGGCAGGCCCUUCAGCAAAAGCAGUCCCCAGACAGCCACGUGCACCUGAGGAAGCCGGCAGCAAGAAGUGUGGACGUGUCUACCAAGAACAAGCAGCAAGCAGUGUGGGAGGGAGAGGCAUUGACCCUUCUCUGCAGGGCAGGGGGAACUGAAAGCCCUCUGUCCGUGAGCUGGUGGCACAUCCCCCAGGACCAGACACAGCUGGAGUUUGUGGCUAGCAUGGGGCAGGAUGGCACUGUGCAGGUGGGAGCCUCCUACGGGGGACUCAGUAACCAUGCCAACAUAAGGCUGGAGAAAGUGGACUGGGUCACCUUCCAGCUGGAGAUUGCCUCCACUGCCAUCACAGACAGCGGGACAUAUGAAUGCAGAGUGUCUGAGAAGACCCGGAACCAGGCAAGAGAUCUGAGCUGGACUCAGAAGAUUUCAGUCACUGUAAAAUCUGUAGAAUCAAGUUUAAAAGUUAGUCUGAUGAGCCGUCAACCGCAAGUGAAAUUAACUGGCACUUUUGACCUGUCCUGCAUAGUGGGUGCUGGUUUCUCUGACCUCAAGGUCCCACUCACCGUGACAUGGCAGUUCCAGCCAGCUAGGUCUCAAGUCUUUCAUCAGCUUAUUCGAAUCACCUAUAAUGGCACCAUUGAAUGGGGGGACUUCCUGUCCCACUUCCAAAGGAAGACAAAGGUUUCCCGCUCUUCAUCUCAUUCUCAACUCCUAAUUCAUGAUGCCACCGAAGAAGAAGCUGGAGUGUAUCAGUGUAAAGUGCAAGCUUAUGACAGAAAUUCCCUAUGCACAGAUGGCCCCAUGAGGGCUUCUGCCAUCUCUUACCCCUUGAGGAUAGCUGUCAUUUUACCAGAGAGCAAACUAAAAGUGAAUUCAAGCAAUCAAGUUCAAGAAAUCUCCAUCAACUCCAAAACUGAAAUAGAAUGUAGCAUCUUGUCCCAGUCUACAGGAAACAUUCAGUUAGCCGUAAUUUGGUACUUUUCCCCCAUUUCCACUAAUGCAUCCUGGCUGAGGAUCCUGGAAAUGGAUCAAACCAAUGUUAUAAAAUAUGGGGAUGAAUUUCUUACUCCAAAGAGAAAAAAAAAAUUUCACACCGAGAAAGUUUCCCAAGACUUGUUUCAGCUGCACAUUCUAAAUGUGGAUGACAGUGAUCAGGGCAAAUAUCACUGCACUGUGGAGGAAUGGUUCCUGUCUAGAAACGGCACUUGGCGCAAGCUUGGAGAAAAGAAGUCUGGACCAACAGAAUUGAAACUCAGACCCACAGGAAGUAAGAUAUGUGUCUCCAAAGUGGACUGGAUAGAAAAUGCUACUGAGCAUGGAGAGGUGGCCAUCCACUGCAGCUUGGAGAGUUCAGGUGGCACAGCCUCCCUGUACUCUGUGAUGUGGUUCUGGAACAGAGAAAAUUCUGGAAAUAAAAUGCUGUUGCACCUGCAGCAUGAUGGCUUGCUGGAGUAUGGUGAAGAGGGGCUCAGAAAGCAUUUGCACUGUUAUCGUUCAUCCCCUACAGACUUUGUUCUGAAGCUCCAUCGGGUGGAGAUGAAGGAUGCUGGAAUGUACUGGUGCAAGGUAGCAGAAUGGCAGCUGCAUGGAAACCCAAGCAAGUGGGUCAGCCAAGCAUCAGAUGAAUCAGGAAAGAUGGCGCUCACAGUGCUGCCUUCAGAGCCCACAUUUCCUUCCAGGAUCUGCUCCUCGGCACCUCUACUCUAUUUCCUGUUCAUCUGCCCCUUUGUUAUGUUGAUUCUUCUGCUUGUUUCCCUCCUCUCCUUAUACUGGAAGGCCAGGAAGUUAUCAACACUGAAUUUAAGUACACGGAAAGAAGGGUCUCUCUGGGUGGACUUGAAAGGUAUUGGAGACCGAACCACAGACAGGAGUGGAGAGGAAGAUGACGAUGAAGGCAGUUGAGUCCUGGGAGGCGCCUGUAGCCUGAUGGGGAAAGGCGCCUAUAGCCUGACGUUUUCCAACUGGCCUGGCCAGGGUUGAGUGAAUCCUGGUUCUGUCCUUUACCAUGUCUUGGCCUUGAGCACAUUACCUAAGAAGCAGAGGGAACAUUUAUAAACACUGUUAAGUGUUUCUUUGUGUGUCACUUCCUCUAUCCCUUGCAUCUCCCCAUGGGAUAGGUAGUAUCCUCACCCCAUUUUACACUGACCGCAUCUCCUGCAAGUACCUCUGUACACAGCCCUGUGAGGACACGGUUUUCCCUGGAAACACUCGGAGUGGUCCAGUCACAAAGGCUCAAGCUCAUCUUUUUCCUCUUGAUAGGAGGUGUAGGAAAGGGCCUGAAGUUGCCAAGACAAAAAGAGUUGGGAACAUGCUCUUCAUUUACAUAAAAUCUGCCUUCCCAAUGAGAAUGUCACUUCCUUGAAGGCAGAAAUCCCAUUUCCGUCCCCACCCCAUCCACAAAUGCCCAUUCAGGAGCGAGCUUUGCAUUGUAAGUGCCUAAUCAAGUUCUUUGACAAAAUGAUGAAACAUUUUGUAGCCUGAAUGUUUUCUCUAUAGGAUGUAUUAUGUCAGUGCUGAGGGAAUUAAAUCAACGCUGAGAGAAAACGUUUUUUUUUUACUUUUUUAUUUCACAAGAAAAUGCUCCAGUCGGCCCCCUCCCCGCUCCUAGGUCCUGUGGCUCCCUCCCCUCCCCCUACCCAAGGCCCACCUGGCUCCUGUUUGUAGCCAGCGCUUUCUCUUUGACCUGACAACACCAGAUAGUAGAAAAGGAUUUUGUGAUAGUUCUUGGGGGGAAGGUUCUAGCAGGCAAACACUACGUCAAGUCUGGCUCCUCAGGAUCCCCUAUUCUCAGUCAGAAAAAGACCAGAGGAGCAUCAUACUUAAGGCUGUCAACAACUGCUCCCCCCACUCCCCACCCCAGGACAACAAUUGUCCCCCUGGGCCCAAGGUUCUCUCACCAUUGUCUCAAAAGCUGCUCAGGCCCUGUAAGCCAGAAUUGGAAGUCAAUCAGUG